Messenger RNA from Exophiala oligosperma, 1442 nucleotides. RefSeq lists its product as uncharacterized. Lineage: Eukaryota; Fungi; Ascomycota; Eurotiomycetes; Chaetothyriales; Herpotrichiellaceae. The transcript is spliced from 3 exons. The coding region runs from base 184 to 1062 and encodes 292 amino acids. The record is from RefSeq and is a predicted model, not a curated record.
CAGAGAAAUGAGCUCGGUGAGGUCCUACAUAUCAUCCAGCGUCCGGCCUCUGCCUCCGGACUGUCCUCUCUUUCCCUCUCCAGUCGCUCGCUAGCAUUUCUUUUCUCUCGUUAAUUCUUUUUAACCCAUCCUCGCUCCAAAGGCACGAACUAAGCGACCUUCUGUUGCAAUUUCGUCGCCAAAAUGAGGACUUCCUUGAUCGUUCUUGCGUUGGCCGCGGCCUCGCAAGCUGCACGUGUUCCCCUCUGCUCUGCUAUCUGCAUGACCAACGGGAUCGCUGCGACAGGCUGCUCUGCAAGUGACACCACCUGCAUCUGUGGCUCAGACAAGUUCUUGCCAUCCGUCGCCGAGUGUGCCGAGUCCGAUUGCAAUGGAGAUUCCCAAGCUCUUCAGACCGCCGAGGGCUUCUGCUCAAGCGCCGGUGUCAAGGUCGAGAUGAAAAGAUGGUUGAAUGGCGGUCCAGGAGGACACGGCCCCCCCGAGGGUUUCAAGGGCCACGGUCCCCCUGGAGGUUGGAAGGGCCACGGUCCUCCUGAGGGUUGGAAGGGCCAUGGUCUUCCCGAGUUCAAGGACUGGGAAGGUGGUUGGGGCCGCUGGGGUGGUCGUUGGAAGGGUGGCCGCUGGAGAGGCGGCAAGUGGCGAGGAGGAAAAUGGGGAGGACGACCUGGCUGGUGGUCACCCCCAAGCGGAGGCAACUCUGACAACGGUGGCUCGUCCAACAACGGCGGCUCCGGCUCUCAACCUCAACCAGCCUGGGGUGACUGGCAACCAGCUCCCCCGAGCCAAGGCGGCAAUGGUGGUUCUCCCCCCAACAACAACGAACAUGGAGGCUGGCCUGGUCCUUGGGGACCCCCCCGUGGAGGUGACAAUGACCACCAUGGCGGAUGGCCUGGCCCAUGGGGACCUCCUGGAGGCGACAACAACAAUGGUGGCUCCCCUCCUAAUAACGGUGGCUCGCCUCCCAACAAUGGUAACGGAGGCUGGAGCGACUGGCAACCAUCUCCAGGGAACCACCACCCACACCCAACUGGCCCGUGGAACCCUCCUCACACAGUCAUCUAAUCUUCUUCUUGUCAAUGUCAGGAGCGUUGGUCUUUGGUCUUCUUUCGUCGGCCGAGCUUGCUUGCUAUGCAGUUCAUGCCAAUCAUGUUUUUGAUCGCUAGACUUGAUGCCGGGAAGUUGGGCUGCUUCUCUGGCGUAUGGAAUUUAUUGGACCCAAUCGGUAUGAUAGCACUGGACACGGGAAAUUCUUUUUACCUUCUCAUGCCGUUGAUAUACCGGAUCACAAAGCCACUCGCGUCCAGUCGACGAUCGUGCGAGCAGAAAGCCACAGAUCCGGGCAACGAGUAAUCAUCAAUUUAAUGAAUGUAGAGCUGCUUCAAGCAUGCCAUCAGAAUCAACGAAAAACUCUCAUGAAAUGAAAACAGUUGUUGACAACCGAA